UUUGAAUAUGUUAGAGAACAUUACACAAUCAUUUGAAGUUCUUUGUAGAGUAGCUAAUGAUUAAUAGUCUCUGAAACCAAUAGAAAAUGCAAUAAAAUGUAUGGAUUAAUACUAUGAUUGCAUCUAAUUUGUUAAAUAGGAUUACAUAAUGAAAGAGAUUCAUUUCAGAGAGUAAUUGUAAUCAAGAUUGAUUAAGCAUUCAUCAGAUAUAAAUCAUAUUUCAGUAUAUAAAGAUGAAGUAUUGUCUUGUGGAUAGGAAGUUUAUUUGUUUAAACAGAAAUAAUAGUAUCUAAUAACAAAGAGCAAUCUUCCUAUAUAUAGUGGAAUAAUUUUGUCAGAUGGCAAAGUAUUAUUAGGAGGAGAGGAGAAAGUCAUUCAUGUUUAUAAAUAAAUAAAUAAUCAAUAUAUUGAGACAACUUAAUUAAGAGGAUUUAGUAGAGCAAUAAGUUGUAUAAUGAAAUCCUAGAAUGAAGACUAUGUAGGUGUAAGUAGUUUAGAUGGUAGAAUAACAUUGUAUGAAAGUGAGAGUCUCAAUAAGAUGGGAGCAUGGAUGAAUGUUUUGGGAUCCUUGUAUAGUUUAUCCUUUAGUGUAGAUAAUAAUUACUUAGUAGCAGGAAGUAAGAAAGGAAUAGCAAUAUGGGAAAUUAAGAAGACUUACAAUAAUAACAAUCCAGCUGAAUUACUUCAAACAUUAAUUACAAAAAAGAAAGUCAGAUCUGUUUCUUUUUCAAGAAAAUAAAAGUUGUUAGCUGCCACUCAUAAGAAAGAGAUACUGAUGUAUCAUUAUUACAAAGAAGAUUUUAAAAUCUAUCAAAAAUUACUUCAUCAUAAUGAAAUAGUUAAUUGUGUUUCUUUUGGGAGAGACAUACUAGUUUCUGGAAGUGAUGAUGCAACUAUAUGUUUAUGGUCAUGUAGUAUCAAAGGAUUUUGGAUUUGUUAUUAAGUUGUAUAAAUGAAUUGUUGCAUUAAUUCUAUUGCACUCAACUCAAAAUAAACAGAUAUAUAUUUCGAUUGUUAUGAUACGGUUAUUCAUUAUUAUUAAAUUUGA
Molecule: messenger RNA, 1048 nt
Organism: Paramecium sonneborni
Lineage: Eukaryota; Ciliophora; Oligohymenophorea; Peniculida; Parameciidae
Source: the annotation of a GenBank genome assembly